AUGGAAAGGCAGGUGGGUGGUCGGCGGGACAACGCGAUCCAGGAGCUCUUAAAAGGUCGGGAGUUCACUUGCCAGCUCAGGCUCCUCCUCUCUCUUGAUUCCAAGGGCGGGUGCGCUGAAGAUCUGGUGGGGAAGAUCCUCUCCACCUUCACUCACACUAUCUCGCUCCUGAACACUACUGCUGCAGCUACAGCCACAAAGGCCGAGUCCUUCGACGAGGUCUCUCAGCUCGGUCCCCGCAAGUCGGAGAGCUCCUCCGGUGACACUGACGGCAACCCCUCCACCAGCAAGAACGACCGCCCAGCUGGAUGCACCAAGAAAAGGAAGCUGGCCGCAUCCCGAUCCUGGGUGAAAGAGAGCCGAACCCUAGUGGACGACGGCUACGCGUGGAGGAAGUACGGGCAGAAGAAGAUUCUGGAGUCCGACUUCCCCAGGCACUACUACAGGUGCACUCACAAGUUCGACCAAAAGUGUCCAGCCACCAAGCAGAUCCAGAUGCUCCAAGACCGGCCCAGCCCGCUCUACCGGACCACCUACUCGGCCCACCACACCUGCCACAACAAUACCCUCCACGACUCUUCUUCGCACCAACAUUUCCUGAUGGACUCCGCCGUUGAUUCCACCACCAGCUGCCACCUCAUCAGCUUCAACAACAGUACGACUACCACCACCACCCCUUUCCUGGCGUCAUUCUCCGGAUCCUCCUCGGCACCAACUACUUCUCCUCCAUCGGUAGUGAAGCAGCAACAGGAGUCCUCCUUGAGCGACGCGGCGAGCUCCGGUCGUCAAACCCUAAACCAAAGGGAAGCGGCGGCUGCCUCUGGAUCCUCCAUUCUUAGCACGGCGGCUGAUGAUGAUGAUGAUGAGAAUGAAAAGUACGACAUGAGUUUCAUACAAAUGAUGAUUAUGGAUUCCGUUGAUGACUUCCAAGGGUUAUUGGGUUGA
Molecule: messenger RNA, 945 nt
Organism: Linum trigynum
Lineage: Eukaryota; Viridiplantae; Streptophyta; Magnoliopsida; Malpighiales; Linaceae
Source: the annotation of a GenBank genome assembly